Molecule: messenger RNA, 7725 nt
Organism: Triplophysa dalaica
Lineage: Eukaryota; Metazoa; Chordata; Actinopteri; Cypriniformes; Nemacheilidae
Gene: unc5b
Product: unc-5 netrin receptor B
Exons: 19
Coding region: 1911-4658 (915 amino acids)
Biological process (GO): anterior/posterior axon guidance; netrin-activated signaling pathway
Cellular component (GO): membrane
Molecular function (GO): protein binding; netrin receptor activity
Source: RefSeq, a predicted model, not a curated record
AAAACUUGAUUUUUCUUGUGUUCUCUUUGAUGUCUGAGAGACCCAAUAGUCCAUUUAAUACAUCAGAAAACAUACCUCACAUAUCAUAAGUGUCAUAUUGCUGCUUAAUGACGUGUCCUAAACUCUUUUAUAUUUACAUUACAUUUAGAAAAUGCUUUAUGUAGUAAUUAUAUUAUAUUUUAAUUAAUUUUACAUUAUAUGUUAUAUUAUAUAUAUUAUGUUUAUAAAUAUAUAUAUAUUUUAUGUUAUGCUAUGCAACAAUAUAGGCCAAUUAUCGGUAUCUGUAUUUUGUGCUCUGUAUAUAGAAAAUGUUUAAGAAACAUCACCGGUUUGAUGUUCAAUAUUAAUACGCAUUGUACGACUUAAAGACAUUUAGAAAGUUAAGAAAUAUUCAUUUGAUCAUCAGAAUCGGUAUCAGUAUUGGCAGAUAUCACUUUUGAAAAAUUUGCAAUGGUUAUUGUUAUAUCUCUUUGAUCAAAAUGAAAAAAUGUCAUCGCUGUAACCCAAAGUAAGUUGAUUCAGUCAAUUAAAAUUAAAACACACCAGACUGUGUGUAUAGUGCGUCCCCUAGAAUACUGAUUUUAAAUCACUCUUUAGUGGUUAAAAGGCCUUUACAUGAAUGAGAGCAUGAAUAAAUAAUCUAACGCUAUACAAAGGUUGCCAAAAUAAAGGGAUGCUGCGUUAAUUGCGCUAAAGGGGAAAGUAAUGAAUUACAUUUACUCGCGUUACUGUAUUGAGUAGUUUUUGGUGUACUUGUAAUUUUUUUGAGUAGCUUUUAACUACUUCUACUUAACUAUGAUUUGUGUGAUGUAUUGCACUUCGUGAUAUUUCAAAUCAUAUCAGUUACUGAGGGAAAAAAUGUAAAACAUGACGUCACCGAAAAUUACUACAGUGAAUGAUGGGCGGGAGAAUUUUUACGUUAAUUCCAGAAGAGCGAUGGAGACUGUCGAAGACAAUGAAGUAAACCCCUAUUUAAGCGACCAUUUCAGCUUCAAGACAGGAUUAUGGACGCUGUGCAAACUAGCAUCUUAUAAAAGUCCUUAUGUGCAAGAAUGUAGAGGUAAAGAUGAAUAAUAUUUGUACAAAUAAUGCUCUUGCGCUUGUUGCAUUCACUAUUGUGUCUGCACCACAUUUACGCAGUGUGUAUGGAUCCGAAUUGAAUAACUUCUGCCUAAAUGACAUAUUUAAAUGUGCAUCAUAUGUCUUUCUCUUCUGUAACCGCAGGGCAAGAAAGUCACAUGAAAAUGUGCUUGCUAUUUCAUGCGUUUUGAAAAAGCCUCACCAGCCCUGCCGUAAAAAGAACCGUGUUGCCAGAUCUUAUGUUGAAAAGACCAGCAUAAAAAUGACAAGCCCAAAAUAAACCUACAGAUCGACACAUUGAAUAAGACAAAAAACUACGCCCAACUGAGUGUAUUAACUAUAUAAUGUAUAUGCAGCCUUAUAAGAAAAGACUAAACAACAAAUGGGAAGCCCUUAAAAAAAGUAAACAUGGCACGAGAGCGCGCUGUGAAGCUCGUAACAUAAACAAAACACGUCUCUGUCUGUGUUUUGGUCAAAAUUCUUUGUCUUUGGCCGAAAACAUCAGAUACUUAUCAAACGGAUUAAACUCUUGGGAUUCAUUUUUCCUAUUCCCUGCGAUCAACGGCAUAAAUGUUGCCAUGACUGGACAUUCCUGUGUGUUACUUCAGGAUUCAACCCGGAGGCGUGCACCAACAAUGAUAACGAUACGAGUAUGAAAGAGAGACUGUUGAAGAAUUUCCUGUGGACACUGUGGUUUCAUAGGGGCAGGGGACGGGAAAAGGAGGAGAAGGUGCAUUGAUUGUGCACAAGCCACAAAUGAGAAAUCCAUUGGGGUUAGCUGCUCCUGGCUCACAUGAGAGAACGGGGCACUGGAGGUCAGCUGGGUGUUCAUGUCCUGCCAGGAUGGCAGUGAUUAUAGCGAGGUUCUUCCGGACUCUUUUCCAUCCGCUCCGGCCGAACCGUUGCCGGAAUUCCAGAGUGAACCGGAGGACGCCUUCAUUGUGAAAAACAGACCGGUUAAGCUCUCCUGCAAGGCCGCUCCUGCCACGCAGAUUUACUUCAAGUGCAAUGGAGAAUGGGUGAACCAGAAUGACCAUGUUACUAAGGAGAGUUUGGACCCUAUCACAGGUUUGGUUGUUAGAGAAGUGGACAUAUCUGUGUCUCGGACGCAGGUAGAAGAAUUGUUCGGCCUGGACGAUUAUUGGUGUCAGUGUGUUGCCUGGAGCUCGGCAGGCACCACAAAGAGCCGACGGGCAUACGUCCGCAUCGCUUAUUUAAGAAAGAACUUUGAGCAGGAGCCGCUUGGCAGGGAAGUUCGUCUGGAGCAAGAAGUCUUGCUCCAAUGUCGUCCUCCAGAGGGCAUCCCACCUGCUGAGGUGGACUGGCUGAAGAAUGAAGAGCUCAUUGACCCGAUGCUGGAUUCUAACUUUCUAAUUACUAUCGAUCACGACCUGAUCAUCAAGCAGGCUCGACUUUCCGACACGGCUAACUAUACCUGCGUGGCUCGCAAUGUGGUCGCUAAGCGACGCAGCAGCACCGCAACACUCAUCGUCUACGUGAGCGGUGGCUGGUCGUCCUGGACAGAGUGGUCAGAGUGCAAUGCUCAGUGUGGGCGGGGCUGGCAGCGACGGACACGUAGUUGCACCAAUCCGGCACCCCUCAAUGGAGGAGCCUUCUGCGAGGGACCGCCUUUCCAGAGAGUUACCUGCACAACACUCUGUCCAGUUGAUGGCGGCUGGACAGAGUGGGCAAAGUGGUCGGCUUGCGGGACGGAGUGCACGCACUGGCGGAGCCGAGAAUGUCAGGCGCCCCCUCCACGCAAUGGUGGACGGCACUGCACCGGGAGCAUGAUGGAGAGCAAGAACUGCACAGAGGGACUGUGUGCCCGCAAUAAAAAGAUUUCUAUUGAACAUGCAAGCCAUCCUCUGGGCACUGGUGCUAGUGUGGCGGUGUACGCGGGACUGGUGGGAGCUUUGCUGCUCUGCAUAAUCUUAGUACUGUGUGUGGGCAUCCUGGUCUAUCGGCGGAGCUGUCGGCACCUCCACGGUGAAAUCACAGAUUCCUCCUCAGCCCUCACAGCUGCCUUCCAUCCUGGAAACUACAAACCACCACGACAGGAUAACCCACACCUGCUGCACCCGGCAGCCCCCCCUGACCUCACGGCCAGUGCCGGAACCUUUCGCGGGCCUCUUUACGCACUGCAGCAGGCUACCCUGGACUCCACCCAUAAGAUCCCCAUGACCACGUCUCCUCUGCUGGACUCACUGCCUAGUCUGAAGAUAAAGGUGUAUAAUGCUUCUACCAUGUCCUCCCUUGAGCUGCCGGCCGGUCUGGAUUAUGGUGAUGGAGAGAUUAUGAGUCUGAAGACCGUGGGCUCAGGACCUAAAGACCACUAUGGGCACACCUUGCCCAGAGAGCCCAGUCACAGCAUCAGCAUCACACUGGGCUCACUGGGAGGUCGUCUCACCAUCCCUAAUACAGGAGUGAGUCUGCUGGUUCCACCGGGAACAAUUCCUCAGGGAAAGUUCUAUGAGAUGUAUCUCAUCAUCAACAAAUGGGAGAAAACAACGUUGCCAUCGGAUGGUAGUCAGACGGUAUUGAGUCCUGUUGUGAGCUGCGGUCCGUCGGGCAUGCUGCUCAGCAAACCUGUAGUCCUUACUCUGCCCCACUGUGCCCAGCUAGAAACCCCAGACUGGACCCUCACACUUAAAAUGCAAAACCAUCAAGGUGCCUGGGAGGAGAUGCUAACUGUAGGAGAGGAGAGCUUGACAUCACCCUGCUAUCUACAGGUGGAAGAGGAGAGCUGUCAUAUUCUAAUGGAGCAGCUGGGCACGUAUGGGCUGGUGGGACAGUCGGCCCCCCCUCGGCCAGCCUGUAAGAGACUGCAGUUGGCCCUGUUUGCUCCCAGAGCGCCAUGCCUCUCUCUGGACUACAGUCUGAGGGUCUACUGUAUACAGGAUACCCCACAUGCCCUUAAGGAAGUGUUAGAGGUCGAGCGGAGUCUGGGUGGAGUUUUACUAGAGGACCCCAAACCUCUGCUCUUUAAGGACAGUUAUCACAAUCUGCGGUUAUCAAUCCAUGACAUUCCUCAUUCUCACUGGAGGAGUAAACUUCUGGCUAAGUAUCAGGAAAUCCCGUUCUAUCACAUCUGGAGCGGAAGCCAGCGGCCACUGCAUUGCACCUUCAGUCUAGAAAGAGGAAGCCUGGUGGUUUCACAGCUCACAUGCAAGAUCUGUGUUAGACAGGUGGAGGGAGAGGGACAGAUAUUCCAGCUUAACACUGACAUCCAAGAGACUUUGCCACCCCACUCCCCGUUGCCAGCAGGUGGUUCUUGUCUGCCGUCAUCUCAAGUGGGUCCAUAUGCUUUCCGACUUCCCGUCUCCAUCCGGCAGAAAAUUUGUGCCAGUCUGGAUGCCCCCAGCGCGCGUGGCUGUGACUGGAGAAUGCUGGCACGCAGCCUGGGCUUCGACAGGUAUCUGAACUACUUUGCAACCAAACCCAGCCCCACAGGUGUGCUGCUAGACCUGUGGGAAGCUUGUCACCAGGGUGAUGCAGACCUGGUCUCCCUGGCGACGGCUCUUGAAGAGAUGGGCAAGAGUGAGGUCUUGGUCGUCAUGACGACAGACGGCGAUUGCUGAUUGGCAAAUCAAAAAUUGUGAAGAGAUGUAUUCGCCACCACAAACCUAGAAUUAACGCAAGUGGAUGAUAAGAAGGAAUCUGCGUCAGAUGCACAAACCAAGUUCCCAAUUGUUACAACUUGCCAAGCCAAUACCUCAGUUGCUUUGCGUUUGUGCGGAAUCUUCCAACGAUUGCAACGUGUCUGAUGAGGGGGUCAAGCAGUCGGGAUGAUCUCGGAGGGAUACAAACCUAAAUGUAGCACAUGGAACAACACCGUAUUCGGACAACAGAGAUGCCGUGUGAUGAGGUUAAAAAUAAUGAAGGCCUGUGCGUAGUGUGUUUGCUGGUACGGUAACAGAGCACCACCUGAUAAGCUUAUGAUUAAAUGAUAGUUUCAACAAACUGAUACACACUGCUAUUCCUAAAAGUACAUAAUCAAACCAUUGCACAUCAAACCACUGGCUUUGUUUCCUAGCGACCACUAGAUGCUUAAAGACGCAGAAAACCCAUGUCCGAUGGCCGUGCACCUCAGGAAACUUACACACACAAACAGAAAAUAAACAGGUGCAUAGGGGUGUGGGAAUAAGGAUGAAAAAUGAAUAAACAGCGAGAGGCUUUGAUCAUCUGCACUAAUCAACAGUUAUUUUCACAAUGACUUUAUAAUGAUUUCACUCGAAACAAAACACAUCAGUAACAGAUGCUUCAUUUUCACUUUUGUUUGAAGCAUUGUUUCAGGCAUCUGUCUUCUGAAGUAGCAUACAGACGUAGAAAGCUGUGCUCCAGUUAGCAAUAGAACACGCUUUCACAGAAUUUUCUUCUUUACCUGAUUAUGCCUCCGUUAGCCUUCUAUAUUCGGUUUAUGAUUUGUAAUGCAAGUGAGCUUUUUGGUAAACUCAUAUUAGUUUCCUAUAGGGAACGGACUUGAGUUAUAUCCCUAUUUGUGGAUCAUUGUUUUUCAACAGUCACUCAUAUCUUCUGUUAGAUUCAUGUACUUUGUUUUUAUUUGUGGUUUGCGGAAUAUAGGUAAGAUGGCGGAGAGCAGUAUAAACACCAAUUAAAGGGACAGUUAGCUCAAAUGUAACCCUGGAACACAAAACCUGUCAUAGGUUCAUGGGUAUUUUUGCGCAAUAGCGAUGUGGGGGUCAAAAUUAUAAAUUUUUCUUUUACGGCAAAAAUCCUUAGGAUUGUAAAUAAAAAUCAUGUUCCAUUAAGAUACAUUCUAGCGCAGAUGUAUAAAAACGUUAUUUGUGAGAGUGGAUGCAGAAAAUAGGAGUCAAUGAUGGCCAGAAACACACAAACAUUGUACGCUGCCAACCGCACUUUGAGAUUUAACCGCUACAGCUUGGAAUGUCUACUUUCGGGUUCAUCUACUCUCCAUAACGUUAUUACAGCGGUAAGCCAAUAGAGACGGUUGAAACAGCCUUUUUUUUUAAACUGCCUGCUACAGCGCCUCCAAUAGACUUCAAAGGCGAUUUUCUCAUAAUUUAGAUUUUUUUAAACCGUCAGAUUCCAGAUUUCGGCCAAAUACUGUCCUAUUGUUAUUAUUCUUAAAAACCAAACAUCGAUGAAAAACUUUUUUCAUCAGCUUUCAGAUGAUGUAUAAAUCUCGAUUUCAAAUCAUUUGUCCAAAUGAAGGUUUUGUGGUCUAGGGUCACAAAUAUAAAAAGCGGUCUUCGUUGACUCACCCAUAUGUUAUUACUUGUGUUGAACACAAAAGCAUUUUUCACAAAAGGAAUUAACGUAUUUCCCAAUUCCCGAUUUUAUUGCAUGAGGGUGAGUAAGAAGGCCGAAUUUUUAUAUUGAGUAAACUAACCUUUAAAAACGUUAAAUGUUUUGCGUUCACCUUUUGUAGCGACUGCAUUUUGAGAGUAAAUCAGGAUUAUUUGGCAAUUGAACCUGAGACGGAAACGUAAAUGUUGUGCUGAGGUUAUACGUUUUUCAACCUCCUUGCGGAAGUUCACCGUGAAUAUGCUUCGCGAUUCAAAUAACUGGACGGGUUGCAGAAAGCUCUUUUCAGGGUGUCAUGCCAUUCUGUUGUGCUGUUAAAAUUAUAAAUAGUAGCCUCGAGGGGUGACAUAAGUGCUCUGUUGAUUGCAGUAUGACCCACUUGCUCUUUAUUUUCUCUUUUGACUUGUUGGGUUUAAUGGGUUCCCAUUGAGCAAGAUUCAAAGCCAUGUACUUGGACUGCUUAUUAACAAAAAUCAUGCGAUCGCAUGGACUCAGAGAACCACGUGUUCGGUCCAUUACUUUAUUUUUUUGACUUGUUCCUCAGAAGUGUUAAAAUAUCUGCUAACAAACAAAACACAAAUGUGCAGUAUCUGUCCAUGCCUGUAAAGGUGUGAAUUAAAUAAAUAAAGUGUGUGUAUGUGUGCGAAAGAGAGAAACAGAGCGUAAGAGAUUGUUUGUGCAGACGUAUGAGUCACUAUAGUGCUACAGUGUACUGUAUAUGAAUGGGCAUCAUUGUUUGUGUUGUUUUCUCUUUCUCAUUAUAAGUACUAUGCAAGUACACAACAAAAGUGAAUCUGUGGACGUCUUGAUGUACCGUUUAUGAUGUUCUUGGAAUGGGAAUCAUUACUUUCCUUCUGCUGAUCUCUGCUGUAACUAAGCUGGGGAUGAAAAUGAAGCCACUCAGCAGUAAUAAAUGCAAACAAAACUGAAAUUGAGGGUCAGGGAUCCAUGACCACCAUAUUGUUCCUCCUUAUUUGUUUAGUAAGCAUUUGGCCUUUACCUGCACCCUCACAAUGAACUAACAACGUUUGCUCGGAGGACUGUUUCAAACAUCUACAUGCGGUAGAAUCCCAACGUGAACAUGCAGAAUCCCAAAUGGCUUCUGAAUCUUUAAAUGGCUCUGCAAUGUCUCUAGUCACAUCUGGGCUGAUGUUACAUGAAAACGCCUUUGACCAUUUCACAUGCGUGAAGCGGCUACGCUUCUCUGGAUUGUAAUUGCUGGAUGCACACAUGUGGCCGAAAAAACUAUUUUAUUCAGAUGUCAUUUUUUACGAAAGAGGGUUGACGAGAAGAGAUUUUUUUUUCGUUCAAUGCUGUAAGAUAUUACUGUACAUAACUGUUUAGACUUCUUACUGUAAC